AUGCCUCGCGAUUCAAAACCCUCACCUAAAACUCGCCACGACCCGUUGCUCAUUCAGCUAGACAACGAUGAACAUCAAGUAAAAUAUGGACGGAUAUCGGAGCCCGGAAGGCGGCAGAAAUCAUCGAAAAAUUUUCUAGGAGACGAUGAAAACAUAGAGGCUGUACUGGACCCGAAGACUUCAAGGCGCAUUUUUGAAUUGGCAAGAACUCAGCAAGACGAGUUGGAUGGGUUAGAUGAGGAGAUCGUAGAAGAUGCACUGGAUGAAUGGAUUACUAGGAUUGUUAACGCUGAAGAUGAGGUUGAAGAGGUUGACGGAACCGAAGACGAUCAGAGAGAAGAUGCAGAGGAGAUCUUUGAAAUCGAUCCAGACGAUUUGGAGACCCUGGACGCUUUGCUACCUCAUAACAUCGAUGAACGAAGAACUUUGGCCGACGUCAUAUUCUCAAAGCUCGAUGAAAAUGUCGGUGCCAUUCAGAAAGUACAGCAGAAAGAUCGUUCAAGACCGGAUCCAGCAUUAGGACUUGACCCAAUGGUGGUUGAAAUGUACACAAAAUUAGGCCUGUACCUCAGCAAAUAUAGGUCGGGAUCUCUUCCCAAACCGUUCAAAGUUAUCCCUACUUUUCCCGCAUGGGCUCGCAUCCUCGCACUUACCGAGCCUGAAAACUGGUCGCCUCAUGCAUGCCGUGCUGCGACUCGGAUAUUUGUCUCAACCAUGAAGCCAGCUCAGGCCCAACUUUUCCUCAGUGUAGUUCUUUUAGAAGCAGUACACGAAGAUAUCCGAGAAAACAAGAAACUGAAUGUCCAAUAUUACGAGGCUUUGAAGAGGGCUCUGUAUAAGCCCAGCGCGUUCUUCAAGGGUAUUCUCUUCCCCAUGCUCACUCAAGGGUGUACCUUGAGGGAAGCUGCUAUCUUGGCAUCCAUCCUGGCCAAAGUGAAAAUACCUGUUCUCCAUGCCUCUGCCGCAUUGUUGCACAUCGCGGAGAUGGACUAUACAGGUCCCAACUCCCUCUUCAUUCGGGUUCUGAUUGACAAAAAGUUCGAACUCCCUUACAAAGUUGUUGACGCCCUCGUUUUUCAUUUCAUCAAACUUUCCAACACCUACAAACCACGUAGUCGUCACGAGUCUGAACAUCUUCCAGUGCUCUGGCAUCAGAGUCUACUCGCUUUCGUGCAACGAUACGCCUCCGAUCUUACUCCAGACCAGAAGGAUGCCUUACUGGAUGUCAUACGAGCAACAUCACACCCACAAAUCAGUGCCGAGGUCCGACGUGAACUACUCAAUUCAGUUGUAAGGGGUGCACCAAAAGAGAAUGUGGAUGGAGACAUCGAGAUGGCGUGA
Messenger RNA from Lentinula edodes (shiitake mushroom), 1341 nucleotides. RefSeq names its product Bystin-domain-containing protein. Gene Ontology annotation, molecular function: snoRNA binding. The transcript has 8 exons. The coding region runs from base 1 to 1341 and encodes 446 amino acids. The record is from RefSeq and is a predicted model, not a curated record. Gene Ontology annotation, biological process: rRNA processing. Gene Ontology annotation, cellular component: nucleolus; preribosome, small subunit precursor; cytoplasm. Lineage: Eukaryota; Fungi; Basidiomycota; Agaricomycetes; Agaricales; Omphalotaceae.